Entamoeba dispar SAW760 is the source of this 804-nucleotide messenger RNA. RefSeq lists its product as uncharacterized. NCBI's taxonomy places the organism in Eukaryota, Evosea, Mastigamoebida, Endamoebidae. The record is from RefSeq and is a predicted model, not a curated record. The transcript has a single exon. Gene Ontology annotation, molecular function: 2-oxoglutaramate amidase activity; omega-amidase activity. The coding region runs from base 1 to 804 and encodes 267 amino acids.
AUGCCAUUGAAAAUUACUGUUAUCCAAUCAGACGUACUUUCGACACUUGAAGAAACACUUCAACACAUUUCCUGUUUGAUAAAAAAUAGUGAAAAGAGUGAUCUAUAUUUAUUACCUGAGGGGUUUACAACAGGAUUUGAUGUUGAUUUACCUAAAAUCGCACAUAAAGAAGCAGGAAAACAAAUAGUUUUAUGGAUGACUGAAAUAGCACAAGAAAUGAAAGCGGCUAUUGUUGGAUCAAUUUUUGUUGAAGAUAAUAACAAAUAUUUUAAUAGAAUGUAUUUUGUAGAUGAAACAGGUGUUGUUGCUCAUUAUAAUAAAACUCAUUUAUUUAAAUUAAUGGAUUAUGAAACAAGUCUUACUGCAGGGACAGAAAAGGUAAUUGUUUCUUGGAAAGGAGUUAACUUUUUAUUAUGUAUUUGUAACGAUAUUCGUUUCCCAGCAUUUUUAAGAAAUCUUAAACUUGAAUAUGAUGUCAUUUUAUGUUCAAUUAAUUGUAAUGACAUAUUUAAUCAUUCUAUUCCAUUACUAUGUGGUGGAAGGGCAUGUGAGAAUUUAUGUUAUUGUGUUGUAGCAAACAGAGUUGGUACUGAUCAUUUGAAUUGUAGAUAUCUAGGUAAUUCAUGUGCUUUUGAUUGUUGGUCAAAUCAAUUACUAAAAGCUGAAGAUAAGCCUGUAGCUGUUUCAUGUACUAUUGAUAAAGAACUUUUGGAUAAACUUCGUAUCAAAUAUCCAAUUAAUCAAGACUUCGAUAUGUUCCAAUUAAAUAAUCCAUAUCGUCAAGUUAUUUAUGAAAAGAAAUAA